Messenger RNA from Drechmeria coniospora, 744 nucleotides. RefSeq lists its product as uncharacterized. Bases 1 to 744 code for a protein of 247 amino acids. NCBI's taxonomy places the organism in Eukaryota, Fungi, Ascomycota, Sordariomycetes, Hypocreales, Ophiocordycipitaceae. The record is from RefSeq and is a predicted model, not a curated record. The transcript is spliced from 2 exons.
AUGUCCGCCAACGACUACUACGGCGGCGGCGGCGGCGGCGGCGGCGGCUAUCCCCAGCAAACCAACUACUCUCAGCACGGCCAGCACGGCCAGCACGGCCAGCACGGCCAGCAGCAGGGCUACGGCCAGCCCAGCUACGCCCCGCAGGUUGGUCCCCUCGCCUCCGAACCCCUCCUCGCCCGUCCACCUGCCGGGCAACCGCUAACGGGGCCCGCCGCACCAGCAGCACCAGCACCAGCACCAGCAGCACCAACCGCAAUACUCCCAGCCGCACACGACGCUCCCUACGGCCAGCCGCCCCAGCAACCCAACUACGGCCAGCAGCCGAGCUACGACAACCGCGGCCACUCACCCCAGCCAUCCUCCUACGCCGCCGGCCAACCGCACUACGCCAACGGCCCCGGCCAACCGCAGUACCACCAGCAACCCCCCGGCGGCGCCGCCAACGCCUACCCCAACGCGCCCGGACAGUAUCCCGGCGGACCCGGCGGACCCGGCGGACCCGACGGUGAGCGUGGCCUCGGCGCAACCCUCGUCGGCGGCGGCGCUGCCGGCUGGGCCGCCCACAAGGCCGGCGGCGGCAUGCUCGGCACCAUCGGCGCCGUCGCCGCCGGUGCCAUCGGCGCGAAUGUGCUGGAGCACGCCAUCAAGAAGAAGAAGAAGCACAAGAAGAGCAAGCAUGGCCACCGCGGCAUGGGCGGGAGCAGCAGCGACAGCGGCAGCAGCAGCAGCGACUCUGACUAG